CGACAGAGUACCUAGGUAACAGCAAGUAAUGACUAAGCUCAGUGCAUCCAGCAUUCGCUUGUUCAGCGUUUAGCUAUUGCUGCGCCGUGAGCUGCCAGCCAACCUCUCAACGCCGCGCAUCUCGAAGCAUACCAGAAGACCACGCCGCUGAUUCUCUCCGGACAGCACACAGCAUUCGCCAUCAAUACCAAUUCAUUGGCCAACAGGUUGCGAUAAUCUGGAAUACCCAUUACCAUAAUCUUGCAACAUGGCCAACGGUUGGAGCAUCUUCAUCGGUCUGGUGAUUGUCAUCGCCAUGUGCCUAGCUGCAUGGUUCUUUGCACCCAAGGGCGAGAAUCAAGUGCUUUGGCGCUCCUCCAUUAUCCUCUCGAUCGUCAGCUGCUUCCUCAUGUGGGCGAUUACGUUUCUAUCGCAACUUCACCCCCUUAUCGAGCCGAGACGGUCGGAUCUACGUAAGGAAUACAUCCACCACUAAGCUAUACUUCAUGCGGAAGAGUGGCAUUGGCGCGAGAGGACUUGGACAAGUCAACCUUGUUGUACGAAUACCCACAUGGCAUUCAAUACAGAUCGGAACGGCGUUUGGGCGGACGGGUAUAUUGCGGGUUUGGAUUUUAUACUGGGCGGGUUGUUUGGACUGUACAUGCAGUAUCCUGCACCGUGGAGGCUUGCUCUUACAACGUGCAUUAUAUCAAGAAAGAAUUAACGAGCACGAUA
Molecule: messenger RNA, 714 nt
Organism: Chaetomium strumarium
Lineage: Eukaryota; Fungi; Ascomycota; Sordariomycetes; Sordariales; Chaetomiaceae
Product: ATPase, V0 complex, subunit E1/e2
Exons: 3
Coding region: 248-475 (75 amino acids)
Biological process (GO): proton transmembrane transport; vacuolar acidification
Cellular component (GO): vacuolar proton-transporting V-type ATPase, V0 domain
Molecular function (GO): proton-transporting ATPase activity, rotational mechanism
Source: RefSeq, a predicted model, not a curated record